AUGUCAACACUUUCACAGAAGCUUGCAGAAAUUGUUUUGCCAGCUGAUAAAUAUGGUGAAGUCUUAUAUGAUCUAUGUAGUCAGGAUCCAAUUUUUGAACAACAAGUUAUAACAAAGUAUAUAGACCAAAGUGCCUCUUCAUUUGAUCUUAUUACAUUUCCAGAAUCUAAUGAUAAUAAUACUGAUAAACCUACUUAG
Messenger RNA from Cetraspora pellucida, 198 nucleotides. Lineage: Eukaryota; Fungi; Glomeromycota; Glomeromycetes; Diversisporales; Gigasporaceae. The record is from the annotation of a GenBank genome assembly.